AUGUCCAGCCAAAAGACAUACUUCCUGUGUCCAGUUUCCGACAUCAUACAUUCUCCACCUACGGGUCCGCUAGAUCUCGGUUCCAUCAUCCGCUCGACGUCCGCACCGCAAUAUACCUUGAAUAGAGCAAGCGUCGUGGCCGUGACCGACGCCUUCCCACCCAUAGUCGAGACCAACUGGAUGAAAACGGUGUCCGCGGAGAAGGGCCUUGGCUUCGGUAUCUAUGCGCAGUUCUUGCAGCUGGCAUGCGGUGGAAUCCCUCUUGGUCCUGAGUUGGAUAUUGAGCGCUCGAACAAAACGGCAAAUACGUUCGCAUUCGACACGAUGACAACGCUAGCGUUCGAGCCGAGCCAGGGAUACGUGGCAGAAGCCGUCAAGGCACCAGCUGUUCAGGCUUGGCUGAGAGAGCCCCGGCAGAGAUUCGCGCUCAUCAGCGAACUCUUUCUCGUCACGGGACUGAAGCUCGUCAAAGGAGCUCAAAUCAAUUAUUCGACUACACAGAGCACGUCUGUGAAAGCGAAUGUUGGUAUCGAUGUGCCCGCGCUGGGCAUGGCCUUUGGGCCGAAAGGCCACUGGACAAGCACGAAUGAGGAUGCUACGCAGUCCACUCGUGAUUCGGAAUUUGUGUUCGCGUUCCGUGUGAAGCGGCUCAGAUUUGGGCGCAGAUUCAAGCUUCAAGAGUAUCACAAGGGUGCCUUUAUGUCUCUUGGUGGGGGGCAAAAAGAAGACGACGAAUGCGUGCUGAUCGACGAUGUGAGUGGCGCCGAGAUCAAAACCGCUCGGACUGUUACCGAUGCGACCGAGGACGGCAGUGUUUACUGCGUGCCUGCUUGA
Molecule: messenger RNA, 834 nt
Organism: Zymoseptoria tritici IPO323
Lineage: Eukaryota; Fungi; Ascomycota; Dothideomycetes; Mycosphaerellales; Mycosphaerellaceae
Exons: 1
Coding region: 1-834 (277 amino acids)
Source: RefSeq, a predicted model, not a curated record